AUGAUAUCUUCAGUAUCAUCAUCAUCAUCAUCGGCACCAACAACAACAACAACAACAACAGUAACAACUUCUUCCACACCAACGACAUCACCUACACCAAGUAAUCUUCCUCAAUAUAUUGCACCAAAUCCCAAUGCUGCUAUUCCAAGUACCAGUGAUAUUGUGCAUUUGAAGUUCAAUUAUCUAUCCUAUGUUCGUAUGGUGGAAGAUUACAUGUUGACAGCCCAAUUUGUUCAAGCAUUACCUCCUCUAUUUAGCAAGGCACUUGAUAUCAGCGUAAAUGACGUAAUUGUAGUCACUAUCACAAGCGCAUCAUCAUCAUCAUCAUCAGGCCAAGGUCGCAAAAGAGAUCAAGUCAAUACUCAACAACAAAAAGACAUAUCAGAUACUGGUGUUUUAGUGGCUAUCGCUGUACCAAAUCAAUCUGUUACUCCAUUGGCUCAACUUGUACAAAAUCGGUCUAGUUCACUUUAUGAUUCUAGCAAUGGUCAAAUCGCUACAUUGAUAGAUAGCCAAUAUCCUGUCUCAAGCUCAGAUUCCCAAGGAAUGAACGAUCCCAACGGAACACAAUCAUCUUCAAAUUCAGGAAAUACGAAUGGCGGGGGAUCCAACACUGCAGGUCAGUCAUCAUCCGAUUCUUCACUUUCUCGUGGAGCCAUCAUUGGAAUAGCGGUAUCUGUGGGUGUGGUGGUUUAUGCAGCGGCUACCAUGGGAGCUGUGACAAUGUACCGUCGUCAUCGUCGUCAUCAACAAGAACAAGAGGAACAACGUCGUCGUAAUGCUAUUCAAGAAAUCUCUGCUCCUAUCAUUCUCGACCAUUCUUUCAGGGGCUCCUUGGUACAUCGGGAUCAAUUCUAUCAUGCAAGAUCAAGUUAA
Molecule: messenger RNA, 876 nt
Organism: Halteromyces radiatus
Lineage: Eukaryota; Fungi; Mucoromycota; Mucoromycetes; Mucorales; Cunninghamellaceae
Exons: 3
Coding region: 1-876 (291 amino acids)
Biological process (GO): signal transduction involved in filamentous growth; hyperosmotic response; fungal-type cell wall organization
Cellular component (GO): site of polarized growth; plasma membrane; cell surface
Molecular function (GO): osmosensor activity
Source: RefSeq, a predicted model, not a curated record